GGCACCGUGGGCAUGUACUGUACUGGCUCUCUGUUACCACAGACACCCAUUAAGAAUGUUCUAACACAGAUAUACAGUAUAUGACUCGGUUAAAUGUUUCAUGUUAUUAGAAGUAAUUUACCAUAAUAUAACCAUUAACUCCGUAAAAAAAGUGAGGUCCUCUGCGCUUGUCGACAGUCGUCAGACCCAAAUAGUCUUGUCAACAAACUCACGUGACAGGAAUAGCCGAUGUACUGUAGAUAUUGAUUAAACUUGUAGAUUUGUACAUCAGUGCUAAGGAAGAUCAUGAGUACCCCUAAAGUUGUCGUGAUAGGCUCCUGUAUGACAGAUCUUGUAAGUUACACUCCUCGACUGCCUGCACUAGGUGAAACAAUUCACGGUCACCGUUUCAGUGUGGGUUUUGGUGGAAAGGGUGCAAAUCAGUGCAUUGCAGCAACCAGACUCGGAGCCACAACAGCAAUGGUUGCUAUGGUUGGAGAUGAUUCAUUUGGCCAGAACUAUUUACAAAAUUUCCAUGACAAUGGUGUGAACAUUUCUCAUGUUGGAGUGACAAGUGAAGCAGCAACUGGUGUGGCACCAAUUGCAGUUGAUGAUGCAGGUGACAACUGUAUCAUCAUAAUAGCAGGAGCAAAUUUAAAGAUGACAGCAGCAAACAUAGAGAAGGCAGAAAAGAUGGUAAAGGAGUCAACAGUGGUUGUCUGUCAGGGAGAGAUCACCUCAGAAGCCACUCUUGCUGCUCUUGUAAUGGCACGUAAACACAACGUUACAACUUUGAUGAACGCUGCUCCAGCUGAUGCUAACUUAGACCCAGCUAUCAUAGAAAAUUCAGUCAUUUUUUGUGUUAAUGAGAGUGAGGCUGAAGUCUUAACUAAAAUUCAAGUUAAAAGAGUGGAAGAUGCUCAGCUUGCUGCCAAGAUACUGUUAACACGAGGUUGUCGUAGUGUCGUCAUCACACUGGGAGGGGAUGGGGCUGUCUACUCUACUCUUGAUGAACAUAUUUAUGUCCCUGCAGAUAAAGUGACUCCAGUAGACACUACUGGUGCAGGUGAUGCCUUUGUGGGAGCCUUGGCAUACUUUCUAGCAUACCAUCCACAACUUACCAUGGAGGAAAUGAUGCAGAGGUCGUGUAAGAUAGCGUCUGUGUCUGUACAAGCAGCAGGCACACAGAGUAGCUACCCAACCAGGGAUAAGUUACCUAGCCAUUUGUUUGUAUGAUUUUUACAUAGUGUAAUUCACAACACAAUUUGGAAAGUAUAUCUUCAAAACCAGAUCUUAUUGAA
This is a messenger RNA of Homarus americanus (American lobster), 1280 nucleotides long. RefSeq names its product ribokinase-like. The record is from RefSeq and is a predicted model, not a curated record. NCBI's taxonomy places the organism in Eukaryota, Metazoa, Arthropoda, Malacostraca, Decapoda, Nephropidae. Gene Ontology annotation, molecular function: ribokinase activity. The transcript has 8 exons. Gene Ontology annotation, biological process: D-ribose metabolic process. Bases 286 to 1215 code for a protein of 309 amino acids.